AGUUUUAUCAUUUUAUUUUUUAUUACUGGUAAUUAAUUUCGAUAACCAGCCAUUGUUGUUUUGUUUUGAAAAAAUCAAAAUGGCGAUUUGAUUUGGAGUUUUUCUUUCUUAUAAUGCAAACCAAUGUUCAGUACUCAGACUCAGUUGAAGAGACGUACUCCACAAAAUGGGACAAAUCGCGAAGAAUAUCUGUCGUUAUUAGUGGACGAAUAUUUGAACACUUCUUCGUAUGAAGCGAAGUGCCAAGUGCUAGCUAACUUGGCGAAUUUCGCGUACGAUCCUAUAAACUAUAGCUUUAUCAGGGAAGUUGGCGUUUUGGACAUCUUUGUACAUGUUUUAAAAAAGGAAACAAGCACUAAGUUGCUGCGAUUUGCUAUUGCGGGAAUAUGCAAUUUGUGUAUUGAUCCAUUGAAUGCUGAAUACAUAUUAACAUAUCUGGGCUUGAAAUAUAUUAUUGCCUUGCUGAAUUCAAGUGAUACAACUAUAUUAGCAGACACCAUUACUACACUUCUCUAUGUAUAUAAUGAACACACAAAGCCAGAAAUAAUUACUCCAGAUGUGAUUAAAGUGUUACAACAAUUAAAAGACACUGAAGAUCCCAGACUGUCUAACUUGGCAACUAUAUUUCUACAAGAUGUCUCCCAAAUAAACUAGAAUAAAAAUUGAGUUGUAAACUGGAUAAACAUGUUGUCUAACAGGUUUCCAUACAUAGUGGUGAACAACAAGAACUACCAAAAGAUAUGCAAAAUACACUCAACAUCCUUCAGUAACAGUGCUUUCAAAGCAGGGGACAAAAUCCGAAUACAGAAAACAUUAACCCAAAAGGACCUUGAUGCAUUUUCGAACCUGACUGGAGACCACAAUUAUCUGCACCAGAAUAAUGGCAACAAAAGGCCAAUAGUUCAUGGGGCACUAUUGAAUGGCUUAGUGGCCGGUCUUAUUGGUACACACCUGCCAGGUCCAGGCACCGUCUUAGUGUCUCAAACAAUGAAAUUUCCAAAUAAAUGUUUUGUCGGAGAAAAAUUAACAAUUAGUGUGGAGUUGGUUGAUGUGAGAAAAAUUCUGAAAGUGAAGUUUUAUUGCAUAGUUGAAGAAGAAAAGAAGGUUGUGUUUGAGGGUGAGGCUAAACUAAUGUUAGCCAAAGACAUUUAGUUCACAUGGAAUAAGUUAAACUUGUUUUAAAAUAUUUCAUACUUAAAGUAUAAGUGUAAAGUUUAUAUUUAUUGAGGGAAUUCUUAUAAUGAUCAAAUCUUUAAAAAUUAACUAUAAGUGAUAGAAAAAUGUGAUGAAUGUCACAUGUGCCAACUUUACAAUUAAAAAUAUAUUAUUUAAUAUAAAGUACAAUAUAGGUUUAAUUGAAAAAGAAAAAUAAAAUGUUAAUGAAUAAUAUUUAAUUCUCUAAUAUUAGACUAGACCUCAAUUACUGUUUCAAAUUCUGUCCAUUUGAUGUCUAUUGUAAAACAUUUUAAGCAUAUUAUAAUUACUUGUAAGACUGAUAGUCUUUUAUAUUACCAUUUAAAUCCAUAAUAUAAAGCUGCUGCUGGAAAUUUAUGUGUAUGCAAUAUGUGUAGCUCUUAAAUUGUAUUUUGCAAUAUUGUGGGAAGUUAUACUUGCUUGGGGCAUUUUUGUUUACACACAUAUAUGUUCUAUUAUUUCUUGCCAGCUCUCAGUUUUGUUCAUGAUUAUUUAAACAAUAUACUAAAGUUUGUUGGUAAAUGUUGUGCAAGCAUUUUUUAUCAAAAUCAAUUAAAAUGUCAUUGACUUCUAAAUUGCUGAUUGACUUAUUGGCAAUGCCUGAGUCAGUUAGCAGACAUUUUAAAAUUAUGCCAUAUAAGCAUUUAAAUGUUAAUUGUAUAUCUUAAGUGAAGCCUUCGUUAUUUAGAUUUUGUUUUUAAUGCAUUGUAAGAUCUUAAUAAUUUAUUAAUAACUGGAGUACAUAGGGGCUUGUGUAGGCUGUAUCGUGAUUUUUGUUACUUGUUUACCUAUAUUGUUGAUUUUCAUUGUUUUUUUUCUUUGUCACUACUAUUGUGAUUGUUUUUAUACUGAAACUUUUUUCAUUAAGGCAUUGCAUGAAAAAGUUUUUUACAUUUUAACUGAGCAUGUACUUUGUUGUACUAUUACACAAUUUGCUUGUUA
Molecule: messenger RNA, 2136 nt
Organism: Manduca sexta (tobacco hornworm)
Lineage: Eukaryota; Metazoa; Arthropoda; Insecta; Lepidoptera; Sphingidae
Product: armadillo repeat-containing protein 7
Exons: 4
Coding region: 124-654 (176 amino acids)
Source: RefSeq, a predicted model, not a curated record